Molecule: messenger RNA, 2914 nt
Organism: Apis cerana (Asiatic honeybee)
Lineage: Eukaryota; Metazoa; Arthropoda; Insecta; Hymenoptera; Apidae
Gene: Ef-1a-f1
Product: translation elongation factor eEF-1 alpha chain
Biological process (GO): translational elongation
Molecular function (GO): translation elongation factor activity; GTPase activity; GTP binding
Source: RefSeq, a predicted model, not a curated record
AUAUUGAUUCGGUGCAAAUCCGCCCUGUGCAUAUAUUUCGCGUUAUUUCACCAGUAAUCAAUCAAUUCGAUAUUUUUCCAGUUGAUUCGUUCCGUGUACAUGAUUUUAUAACCAAGGAUAUUGGUAGAAAGAAAUGGUCGGUUGAGUAGAGUAGCAGUAGGCGAGGACCGGGGACUUGGCGAGAAGUGCGCCACUAGUUGGUUACCGCGGCCAUUACGCGAGCGGUCGAAGGCGAUCGUUGCGCGACGAUAUUGCACUAGUUUGAUUCGUGUUCACAAGACGAGAUCGAAUCAUCACUAAUCUUUUUACUUUGUGUUCAAGUUUUCGAAAUCCUGUUGGGAAAUAGGUAGCUAGAGCGUCGACAUGGGUAAGGAGAAGAUUCAUAUAAACAUCGUGGUGAUCGGUCACGUUGAUUCGGGCAAGUCGACGACUACCGGUCAUCUGAUUUACAAAUGCGGUGGCAUCGACAAGCGUACCAUCGAAAAGUUCGAGAAGGAGGCUCAAGAAAUGGGCAAGGGCUCGUUCAAGUACGCCUGGGUAUUGGACAAGCUAAAGGCUGAACGCGAGCGUGGUAUCACGAUCGAUAUCGCCCUGUGGAAGUUCGAGACUGCGAAAUAUUACGUGACGAUCAUCGACGCGCCUGGACAUCGCGAUUUCAUCAAAAAUAUGAUCACCGGGACGAGUCAAGCCGAUUGUGCCGUGUUAAUAGUCGCGGCUGGUAUAGGUGAAUUCGAAGCUGGUAUCUCGAAGAACGGACAGACGCGCGAACACGCUUUGCUAGCGUUCACGCUUGGGGUUAAGCAGUUGAUCGUUGGAGUGAACAAGAUGGACAUGACCGAUCCCCCGUAUUCGGAGGCUCGUUUCGAAGAAAUUAAGAAAGAGGUGUCAUCGUACAUAAAAAAGAUCGGUUAUAAUACAGCUUCGGUUGCGUUUGUACCGAUCUCCGGAUGGCAUGGCGAUAACAUGUUGGAGCCCUCGCCAAAGACACCGUGGUACAAGGGAUGGAAAGUGGAGCGCAAAGAUGGUAACGCUGAUGGAAAGACCCUGAUCGAAGCCCUUGACGCUAUAUUACCGCCGUCCAGACCUACCGAUAAGGCUCUUCGUUUACCGCUUCAGGACGUUUAUAAGAUCGGUGGUAUCGGUACUGUACCGGUCGGUCGGGUGGAGACCGGUAUUUUGAAACCAGGUAUGCUGGUAACAUUCGCUCCAGCAGCGCUCACCACCGAAGUGAAAUCGGUCGAGAUGCAUCACGAGGCAUUAACGGAGGCGUUACCCGGGGACAACGUUGGGUUCAACGUGAAGAACAUUUCUGUGAAAGAGUUGAGGCGUGGUUACGUGGCGGGAGAUUCGAAAAAUCAACCGCCACGGGGGGCAGCCGAUUUCACGGCGCAAGUGAUCGUCCUCAAUCAUCCUGGACAGAUCAGCAACGGUUACACACCGGUGCUCGAUUGUCACACCGCUCAUAUCGCUUGCAAAUUUGCGGAGAUCAAGGAGAAAUGCGACCGUCGUACCGGAAAGACCACCGAGGAGAAUCCGAAGAGCAUCAAGAGCGGAGAUGCCGCGAUCGUAAUGUUGCAACCUACUAAACCGAUGUGCGUCGAAGCUUUCCAAGAAUUCCCUCCGCUUGGUCGCUUCGCGGUUCGCGACAUGCGUCAGACUGUCGCUGUGGGCGUCAUUAAGAGUGUCACCUUUAAAGAUACCCAGGGCAAGGUCACAAAGGCCGCGGAGAAAGCCCAGAAGAAAAAGUAACCAUCAAGCUUCCUCGGAAGCUCGCAGUCCGCCGGCUGGUGCCCGACGAGUGUCUCCUCCGCGAGGAGGUCCUUGGAUAGGAUGCAGUGUGCCGCGGCUGCUCCAUUCAACUCAUACUCGACUAAUAAUAAUAAUACAAAAAAUGAAAAGAUGUUGUGCUUACCCCCGUUACAUUAUCCGGUAGUAUUGAAUCCGCGCAUCUAUCCGAAUUUGCACAUUCAGUUCACCCAUGCCCCGCGCACACCCCACAUAUGCUAGGUGGAUUCUUACGUUUUUACUUAAUUCUUUACAUUGACGAAUAUGUGUCCAAUUACAGGUAAACAACCAUUUAAAGAUGAUAAACGUAUAUAAAGUAAAAAAGAAAAAAAAAAAAAGAAAACGUAAUACUCAGUUCCCUUGAACUCUGUGUAGUUAGGUUUUUCAAUUAAAUGUAUCAACAACAACAACAACAACAUUAUAUACUACCAACAGUUGACCACAGACGGGAUGACGUCGUGUGAUUAUCACAGCUUAUUGCGCGAAACGAAACACGAGGCAGCGGCCGGUCACGAGAUCAGCAGAAAUUCCGUUCUCGCACCGCGACUCGAUAACGCUCUUGUCCACGCUUUCUUCUCGGUUUUUACGAGGAAAACGCGAAGAGAAUGCGUAAUACGCGUAUAUGCAUCCCAUGUGUGUACACAUACACAUGCGCGCGCGCGCGCAUAUACAUAUAUGCAUACAUACAUACACUCUCAUAUACCUAACCAAUCAGAAACCCGGCACAAAGAACCUAAUGCGAUUCAGAAUUGGACACAUGCAAUUGGUUGCCCCCGCUGCUGCCUCGCAUCCCUGACUUUUUAAUCGAUUUCUUUUCGAAGGAUUCAUUAAAGGCUGAUUUGUUCCAAGACUUGGUUGCCUCGCUGCGAAUAAUUUUAUUACUUGUAUAAGAAAUGUAUUUAUCUCUAGUUAGGGAACAUUAGACUGUGCUCCCAAUCCCUUUAGCGGUUCGAGGGAAACUUACUCCCGAUCGAGGAGAUCGGUUCGAUCGAUUUCGAUUCCUUGGUCUCGAGAGCGAGUUUCCAUUCCGAGUUGCCUGUGUUAAUCUCGGUACCCCUAAUAGACGCGUUCUACUAUUGUUUUGACCCUUAGCCAGUAUUAUGUUGAUGUAAUAAAAAAAAAAUUUUAA